ACAAAAAAAACGUGAACUGUCAAAAAUCUUAUUUUGUUUUCGUGAAAAAUAGGAAACAUUGUUAUUAUAAGAAAAAAACAAUUUACCAUCGAAUAAAUGACGAAAGUAGCAGAUAACGUUAAUCCAAAUGUAUACGAGAAGGAAUCAGAACGGGAAAUAACAUCAGCAGAUCACGAUGAAGAGAUAACAGACGAGUUUGACGAAAGAGAAAUUUUCGAUUUAAUUCGGAAUAUCAAUGACCCAGAACAUCCUUUAACGUUGGAGGAACUACGGGUUGUGGAGGAAAAGAAUAUAUCAAUAGAUAAUAAGAAAAAUGAAGUGCUUGUUUAUUUUACUCCUACGAUACCACAUUGCAGUAUGGCUACUUUGAUUGGUCUAUCCAUCAGAGUACAAUUACUCCGAGCAUUGCCAAGUCGUUUCAAAGUAACUGUGGAAGUAUCAGAAGGUACCCAUGUCUCUGAACAUGCGGUGAAUAAGCAACUGGCUGAUAAAGAAAGAGUCGCAGCCGCGUUAGAGAAUAAUAAUCUUGUGCAGAUUAUAAAUCAAUGUGUUGCAGCUGGUGCAUAGAUAAAAUAAAA
Messenger RNA from Papilio xuthus (Asian swallowtail), 578 nucleotides. RefSeq names its product MIP18 family protein galla-2 (gene galla-2). The record is from RefSeq and is a predicted model, not a curated record. NCBI's taxonomy places the organism in Eukaryota, Metazoa, Arthropoda, Insecta, Lepidoptera, Papilionidae. Gene Ontology annotation, cellular component: cytosolic [4Fe-4S] assembly targeting complex. Bases 97 to 567 code for a protein of 156 amino acids. The transcript has 2 exons.